CACCAGAGGAUGAGGGGCUCGACAGCCACCCAACGGCUCCGACAGGACUACUUGCGGAUCAUUAGGGAUCCGGUGCCCUAUGUCUCGGCCCAUCCGCUCCACAACAAUAUCCUCGAGUGGCAUUACGUGGUUCGCGGACCGGAAGGGACGCCGUAUGUGAACGGUGUAUAUCACGGGAAGCUUCAGUUCCCGUCGGAGUUUCCGUUCAAACCGCCGGCUAUUUAUAUGUUGACACCAAACGGACGGUUCAAGUGUGGCGUUCGGCUGUGUCUGUCCAUCAGUGACUUUCAUCCCGACAGUUGGAACCCGGCGUGGAGUGUGUCCACCAUUUUGACCGGUUUGCUAUCGUUUAUGGUCGAGAAGAACCCCACAAUGGGAUCCAUUGAGACCACCGAUUACGAGAAGAAACGAUUGGCCCAACAGAGCCUUGAGUUUAAUCUCAAGAACAAGAUAUUUGUGGAACUGUUUCCCGAUUUAGUCGAGGAAAUGAAAGAAAUGUUACGAAAGAGACAAUCGUUGGAAGCGAAGAAUAGUGUGAGCGGAAGAGUGACUGAAUUGGGAAACUCUUUGCGAUCGGGUUUACGAGCGAAUCAGGAGAACGGAUACUUCGGUAACGCAAUGGCCAACGUUGUGGUGAUCGUUGGGUUCGCGGCCUUUAUGUAUACCGUUCGGUGGGUUCUGUUGAGUAUCACUGAAACCAGUGAUUGAGUACUACAUGUGAUAGAAAAUUACACACAUUUUAAAGCUAUUGUUUGCGUUUCAUUGACACUAUAUUUGAGUUAGUAUUGCGAGAAAAGGCCACACAAUUUGAUGGCCACAACGGGUAUGACUAUAUGUCUUAUAAAUCAAUUUAGAUUUAACUUGAAUUUGGUUUGAGUUUUGAUGCCAUUGAGAGUCUGUGUGUAAAAUACUGUAUUUCAUUGUAAACUUACAAAUGACCAUUUGUUUAAACUCAUCAUGGUGAUGCCAUCAUAUUGUUGUAAUCUCGAUAUUUUGUGUCCAAUAUAAGGCCAUCUUUUUAUACCCGUAUUUGGUGUACAUUUCGCGCAAAAC
This is a messenger RNA of Medioppia subpectinata, 1053 nucleotides long. Lineage: Eukaryota; Metazoa; Arthropoda; Arachnida; Sarcoptiformes; Oppiidae. The record is from the annotation of a GenBank genome assembly.